Messenger RNA from Carica papaya (papaya), 646 nucleotides. Lineage: Eukaryota; Viridiplantae; Streptophyta; Magnoliopsida; Brassicales; Caricaceae. The record is from RefSeq and is a predicted model, not a curated record.
AGGUUGAUAUUCCUUCUGACCAUUCCUCUAGAUAGUUCAUGAACUAGCGUUAGCUGUUCGUUGCUGGAGGUGCCAGUUUAGAAAUUGUGUUGGUUGCCUUUAAAUCAGUUCUCUUGGCAGGAUAAAGCCCUAAGGACGACAGUUCAACUCACAUAUCAAAGAUAGCUAGAAAAUGAACUCAUUUGCAAGGCGAGCCUCCACAUUCUUGACUCAGCCAAGUCAAGGAGUGAACCCAGUUAGUAAGGAUGGUUUUCACCAGGUGCAGCAGCUGCGGGGAAUACGAGUGAAGGUGAGGAAUGGAAACCUAGAGCAGGCACUAGCUUUUAUGCAGAGAAAGAUGCAGUCAAGUGGGAUUGAACGGCUGAUAAAACGGGAGAGAACCCACCACAUUAAGAAUUCUGAGAAGAGGAUUUUAGCACGAAAGAUUUUGGAGCGUGAUAUCGAGUCCCAGAACCUCGCUCGCAAGCUGAAAACAAUCCUCAUCAACAAAGUCAGGUAUGUGCUCAUUCAAAUACAUAUUCCUUUUGACUUUGGCUUAGAAUUGAAGUUAAAUUACUCAUUUAGCAAUAGCUUUCAUAUUAUUUUUAUACGAGCCUAUCGAUCUGUAAGCAGUAGGGUUUUUUUUCACUGAUGGUAUACUGGAAAU